AGCAAAAAAAAGAAAUAUAUUUAAUCUGCUGAUGAAGUACUUAAAAUUGACUAUUCUGUUUUAUAACUACAAUCGCAGCUCGAUUUGCACUAGUCGCUAGAUCAAAAGUAAGGAGGAACCUAUAGUUCGAAAUGAAGACAUUUGUACUUCUAGCCGUUUUGGGUUUUGCCUUGGCUCUUCCUCAAUAUGAUUCUAACCAUAUGGUUGUGGUGAGAGACAUGAUCGGAGAUUUCAUCAACAAGACAAUAAAUAGUAAUCUAGCCAACUUGACAGAACCUGUCACAAUUGAUUCGUUACAUAUCGAUUUUGAUAGCGAAGAAAGCGAUACAUUGAGCGGUGCUCUUAAUGUGACUGAUGCUCAUAUUAUAGGCAUUAAGAAUUUGGUUGCAAAACAAAUCUCAGUUAAUCUCACGAGUAUGGAUGUUGACUUAGAAUUGGAGAUCAAUAAAUUGAUUGUGAACCUCGACUACUGGGCAGACAUGGUGCUUCUUAAGCUUCUGCCCCUAUACGGUAGUGGCAAGAUGAAUAUUGUCCUUGAAGAUUUUGAUGUUACCGUGGCCGGACAUGCAGAUAUUACCGAUGGAAUUAGUUUGGACAACGUUACCAUUGGCAUUGGUCUUAGUGCCGCUACUUUCGAUUUACAUGGGUUGAUCGACAACACAGAAUUCAGUUCCCUAAUCAGCGCGGCCCUUAACGAUAAUUUCGUCACUUUCGUCAACGAGCAUCGCCAGGUCGUCACCAACCUCAUCAGUCCGAUUGUAGAGAAUAUCCUCCAUCAAAUCUUGAACCCCUCAAACGACGAUGACGAUACCCUUAAAAAAGCGCUGCUUAUAGAAGAAUACAAGCUGUACUAAUAAACGAUACAUGUAGUUGUAUAAUAAUGCUGUUGUAUAUUUAUUAUACUUACUUGUAAAUAGAAUAGGAAUAAUAAUUCUUUUAGCAAGAAUA
Molecule: messenger RNA, 948 nt
Organism: Anoplophora glabripennis (Asian longhorned beetle)
Lineage: Eukaryota; Metazoa; Arthropoda; Insecta; Coleoptera; Cerambycidae
Exons: 6
Coding region: 132-854 (240 amino acids)
Source: RefSeq, a predicted model, not a curated record